Molecule: messenger RNA, 646 nt
Organism: Lucilia sericata (common green bottle fly)
Lineage: Eukaryota; Metazoa; Arthropoda; Insecta; Diptera; Calliphoridae
Exons: 1
Source: RefSeq, a predicted model, not a curated record
AUGGAGUUUCCUGAAACAGAUCAACCUGAAAAUUCAUCUAGAAGUCAAACUACAAGUGAAGAUAGACCGAGAACUCCAGCCAUACCCGAGUUCUCGGAAAACACCUCCUCUAAAAAUAUAAGUUAUCCUGGAACAUUUUAUCCACCAACAAUCACUUCCACUCCACCAACAAUCCCCAAUCAUUUUAGGGAAUUGUUUACCGAAAGUUCGAAGUUGAUCACACGUCGAAUCAGUAUUCGAAGCACUGCCAGAUCGUUCGAAACACUGUCUAUCUCCGAAAAUGUUAACAAGGAGUCAUCAUCAUUGUCAUCGGUAUCAACUCUUUCGUCUUCGUCGACCUCAUCAUCGUCUUCUUCGAUAUCAUCAACAACAUCUAUACAAUUACAAACACCGACACCAGAUGUUAUCCUAAUAGAAGAGCCAGUACAGGUCACCACCAACAACAAUCCUGAUACAUCUGAAGAAGCAUCCAUUAAAAGCCAAAUGGUAGCAAAUUGUGUAAAAUCCCAAAAUCAGGAAUUGAACUACGGAGGCAAUGCUGCUUGUUCAUCCACAACUGUUAAUUGGACCCACAUAAACAUCACGGCAAAUAUUAUUCCUCAGUCUGUGGUAGCCGAACUGAUGCCACGAAUCAACGAAGCCACCA